This is a messenger RNA of Miscanthus lutarioriparius, 1131 nucleotides long. The record is from the annotation of a GenBank genome assembly. NCBI's taxonomy places the organism in Eukaryota, Viridiplantae, Streptophyta, Magnoliopsida, Poales, Poaceae.
AUGGGCACGGGCGCGCUCGCGGUGGCGGCGCCGGCGCCGGACCGGGCCAACAAGCAGCGCCGGGCCGGCGGCGCCCACCUGUGGAAGAAGGCGCUGCUCCACUUCUCCCUCUGCUUCGUCAUGGGCUUCUUCACGGGCUUCGCGCCCUCCUCCUCCUCCUCCUGGAAGGCCGACACCACCCCCCACCCGCUGCACCGCCCCGGGGACCGCCUCGCCGCCUCCCGCGUCGCCAUCGACGCGCGCGCCUCCCUCCUGCCGUCGCCGCCCGCGGCCGCCGGCGACGCGCUCUCUGCCGCCGCUGCCGGCGGUGGCGGGGCCACGGUGGACGUGGGCGACGACGACGAGGAUGGCGCCGCCGGCCAGCGCCGGCUCCUGAUCGUGGUCACCACCACGCGGUCGGGCCCCGGGGAGCGCCGGCGCCGCCGGGGCGAGCUGCUGCGCCUGGCCCACACGCUCCGCCUCGUCCCCCCGCCCGUCGUCUGGGUCGUCGUCGAGCCCGCCGCCGACGGGCCCGCCACCGCCGAGGUGCUCCGCGGCACGGGCGUCAUGUACAGGCACCUCGCCUUUAAGCCCGAGGAAAAUUUCACCACCGCCGAAGCCGAGGCGCACGCGCAGCGGAACGCCGCGCUCGCGCACGUCGAGAAGCACCGGCUCGCCGGCGUCCUGCACUUCGCCGACGCCGCCGGCGUCUACGACGUCGGAUUCUUCGACCAGAUCCGACAGAUCGAGGCGUUUGGCACAUGGCCUGUGGCAACAAUGUCGGCAGCCGAGAAGAAAGUGGUAGUGGAGGGUCCACUAUGCAGUGCCUCAAAAGUCGUCGGUUGGUUCUCAAGGGACUUUAACGAUGGGACCACCCGUUCAGUGACGUAUAACAUGGAAGCUGACUUGAAUCCUGCUGGUGCUGCUGGUACACGAGCCCACACGAUUGACGUCUCAGGUUUCGCGUUCAACAGUUCAAUUUUGUGGGAUCCUGAGCGGUGGGGACGGCCAACAUCUUUACCAGAUACUUCACAGGACUCCAUCAAGUUUGUGCAAGAAGUGGUACUUGAGGACCGAGCUAAGCUGAAGGGGAUCCCCUCUGAUUGCUCCCAGAUCAUGGUGUGGCAGUAUAGCAUGCCCAGCUCACAAUAG